GGGCCCCGCCCCCCAGGAGCCGGGCCCGGAAGGGAAAAUGGCGGCGGCCGCGGCGGCGGCGGCGGCGGAUGAAGCAGAGAAGGCGCGGGGCCGGCAGGCCGCCCUGUGCUUCGCGGCCAUCGCCGUGGCGCUGGGGCUGCCGCUGUGGUGGAGGACGACGGAGACGUACCGAGCCGCGCUGCCCUACGGCGACAUCGCCGCGCUGGGCGAGCUGCCGUUCCAGCUGGCUGUGCCCGUCACCGUGGUCUUCGCCGCCGGGUCGCUGCCCGGGGACCUGCCGAGGCCGCUGCCCUUCCGGGAGAUGCGGGAGAAGGAGACGGUCCUGAACCCAAGAACCCGCAUCACGUCAUGCUAUGAGGUGGUCUUUCGGAGCGCCGCGGCUCAGGAGGAGGCAGCCCUGAACGCGGUUACUGUGCAAGAGGCUGAUGCUGCUCUGCACCAACUACAGGCUGCCUCACUGGGCUCUCUGACUCUAUACGUGAUCCCUGAAACCUCCUUGCUCCUCCCUCAGGGUGUUGGCGUGUAUGUGGGGAAGCACCGCAGUGCCCUGGUGAGGGCCAGGGAGGGCCUGGCCGCCCUCCACGCUCGCCUCCAGCAGGUCAUACAGGUCAUGUCCUUCACAACCAGCUCCAUCACUGCUGCUCUCUCGGACCGCCUGCCUGCCAGCCAGCUCAGCCCUGAUGCCCGUCGGCACUUCAAAUCCAGUCUGGGGUACGAGAUCACCUUCAGUCUGCUGAACCCUGACCCCAAGUCUCACGCUGUGCACUGGGACAUCGAGGGUGCCGUGAGCCGUUACGUGCAGCCCUUCCUGGACAAACUGAGCUUCGUGGCCAACUUCUCUGUCGAUUCUCAGAUCCUGUACUAUGCUGUCCUCGGGGUGACACCGCGCUUUGACAAGCAGUCCUCCAGCUUCCUCUUGAGUGCACACAGCCUCCCACACGUCAUCAACCCUGUGGAGGCCAGGCUGGGCUCCAGUGCUGCCUCACUUUACCCCGUGCUGAACUUCCUGCUGUACGUGCCAGAGCGCUCCCACUCCCCUCUCUACAUCCAGGACAAGGAUGGAGCCCUGGUGGGCACUAAUGCCUUCCACAGCCCCCGCUGGGGUGGCAUCAUGGUGUACAAUGUAGAAGGCCCUGCUUCUCCUCCGGCCUCGCUCCCGCUGCGUGUGGAUGUGGACAUGGUGCAAGUGAUGGAGGUUUUCCUGGCCCAGCUCCGGUUACUGUUUGGGGUAUCUCGGGAGGUGCUGCCCCCAGAAUUCCUGCUGGAGAGCCCAGGGAAUGAGGGACUGGCUGACUGGGAGCUGGACCGCUUGCUCUGGGCUCGCACUGUGGAGAACAUUGCCACAGUAUCUACCACCUUGACCUCUCUGGCCCAGCUGCUGGACAAAAUUGGGAACAUUGUCAUCAAAGAUGAUGUUGCCUCUGAGGUAUACCGAGCGGUGGCUGCAGUGCAGAGUGCCAUGGCAGAGCUGGCCGUGGGCCACCUCGACUCAGCCUUCCAGGCCAGCAAGGAGGCUGUCACCUCCUCAGAGCGAGCCUUCUUUGACCCAUCACUCCUCCAUCUCCUCUACUUUCCUGAUGACCAGAAAUUUGCCAUCUAUAUCCCACUCUUCCUGCCCAUGGCUGUGCCUAUCCUGCUGUCCCUGGUCAAGAUCUUCCGGGAGGCCAAGCAGCGCAAGAAGGAGCCCACCAAGACAGACUGAGCCCAUCCUCACAGUGCCCUACUUUGGGGCUGGGGCUGCCCCAGCCGCAUGAAGGACGCUGUCAUGGACCAGCAGUGCAGGUGUAUGUGGCAGAACACUGACAGAGCCAGAUGUUGGCCUGGCAGCUCAGCUUGGGUCUGCUGUUGUGGCUGAGAUGCAGGAGGAGAGGCUGCUUUGAGGAGUGGGAGAUGCUCUUGGGGUCCAGCACCCUCCAGUGGGGCAUGCUGUUUGCACCCCAGACUGAGAUGGAUGGGUGGAGGAAGGGGCUUCCUGCAUGUGCUCCUGGCCCUGUGCUGCCUUUGCAGCAAGCUGCUGCCCAAUAAAGAACAACACUGGUUUG
Molecule: messenger RNA, 2042 nt
Organism: Rhea pennata
Lineage: Eukaryota; Metazoa; Chordata; Aves; Rheiformes; Rheidae
Gene: PIGS
Product: phosphatidylinositol glycan anchor biosynthesis class S
Exons: 12
Coding region: 38-1702 (554 amino acids)
Biological process (GO): attachment of GPI anchor to protein
Cellular component (GO): GPI-anchor transamidase complex
Source: RefSeq, a predicted model, not a curated record